CGUUUCCUGGUGUUACGCCGGUGUCCAGAGACUGGCGUACGUCGACAGGGCCGUAGAAUUCUAGAAGGGGGUCAUCAUACGAGGCCGGCUCCGCCGAACGCACCGAGCCAGGACAGUAUACGAACGUCAUUCGGCGCGGACUGAGCGGCGAAAGGCGCGUUACCUGCGAGCGGUACCGCAAUUUCGAAUCCGAAGUCUGCUAUCUCUCGUGUCUGUUUCCCUCUUCGCCAACGGGAAUUCUCUGCUUUGCGAUUCAGUGCGCCGAUCACCGUGUCAAUCUAAACGGUAUUCACCGAUUUCUACGUUGAGCCAGUGCGAGGAAGAAAUACAGGAAAAAAAAAAAGAAAAGAAAAGAAAAGAAGAAAGAAAAGGACAGCACACGCACACACACGUGCGCAUACACACAGGCACAGAUACAUACCGAGGAAGAUCCACGGAGGAUUGUUUCACGGAGAACGGAGGAUUAAUUGGCUGCACGUUUCCACGCGUGUGAAUUAUAAAAAUCGAGAUAUAGCGCAACCGAUUGAAAAAACAAAUCACUUGAUGCGCUGAGGAUGCGCCGUGAUUUCUGCAACGGUGGGCUUGCCUGCGCCGUUGUGUGGGUGUCGUCGACCUGCUGGCUGCUCCUGUCUUUGUCAUCGUCGGCCGCGGCAGAGCCAUCGUUGAAGGCGAUAGGUCGAUGCCCAGCCUUCGAGGAGCAAAACGUGUGUCCGGCAAGAGCGCCAAGUUGCGAGAAUGACUUCCAGUGUCAGGCGUCGGGAGAACGUUGCUGCAAGACAGCCUGCGGUACGAAAUGCGUCAUCGGUCAGUUAACAGGCUGCGAACAGCUGGCGCAGGCAGCCGUGAGAAGAUCGCGCGCCCUUGGUCCCCGCGGGCCGCCGCAAUUUAUACCAAAGUGUAACAACGAGACCGGCGAAUUCGAAAGGGUGCAAUGCCAUCAGCGGGAGAGAAGCUGUUGGUGCGUGGACGAGAUCGGCGUCGAGGUCCCAGGCACCAGGGGAUCCAGCAAGGACGUGAUCGAUUGCGACAAUCCCCGUGAGUGUCCCGCGCAUAGCUGUCGGAUGCUUUGUCCACUGGGCUUUGAGAUCGAGCCGAAAACUGGCUGCCCUAAAUGCGAGUGUCGAGAUCCUUGCCGCGGGAUCGUCUGUCCAGGGACCAGUCAAACGUGCGAGUUGAUUGAUGUAACGUGCGCCCGUCCACCCUGCCCGCCAAUUCCCAGCUGUCGCAAGGCCAAGUCACUGUCGACGAUCUGCCCAGCCGGCGAACCGCUGCAAAUCACCAACUCGCCGAGGCCGUUCCUCUGCGGCGAUUCGCCUGGCAAACCGAGCUGCCCGCCGAUGUAUAGCUGCCUGGUCGAGCCGAAGCAAGAGUACGGAGUCUGUUGCCCGUCCAACAUUAAUCUGAAGCGGCCGGGAACCUGCCCGUUGGAGGAGCCAGCUAUCUGUGGCAAUUCCUGUCAGCAUGACCUGGAGUGCCCGGGCCCGCAGAAAUGUUGCAAGAGCGAGAAGUGCGGCGGAGGCGUUUGCUCUGUCCCGCAGGGGCUCAGCGCUUGUCACAGGGACCGGGUGCUCGCCGAGAUGCUGAGUAUCUCCGAGAGACAGGGCCGUGGAUAUGUCCCUCAAUGCACGGAGGACGGAGGAUACGAAGGUAGGCAGUGUUCGAGAAAUGGUCUGGUUUGCUGGUGCGUGGAUAACAACGGUCGAAAGAUAUCUGGAACCAUGGGGCCAGCGGAUAAAGUCGACUGCAAGUCGAUAACGAAGGGAAGAUCACUUCCGGCGUCUUGCGUGUCCCAGCAGUGCGCCCAGGUCUGCCAAUAUGGAUUUAAAACUGACGCCUCCGGGUGUCCAACUUGCGAAUGCGACAAUCCUUGCGAAGGUUUCCCGUGCCCGAUUGGAGAGCAAUGCGUUCUGCAUCGCGAAGACGGGUGUCCAGACUUCCUCUGUCCAACGAGGCCAGAGUGUAAACUGAGGAAGUCUUAUCAAAGCCCUUGUGUUUACGGAACUCCUCUAAUCGACGACGAACGGAACGCUGUAACCUGUUCUGAGAACGACACUUGUCCCCAAGGCUAUAAAUGCACCGUUGUGCCGGAAGCCGGGCAAUCGGUAUGCUGCAUGACGUCAGCCAACUCCACGAAACCACAAACUAUGUGCGAAUACCUGAGAGAAUUCAACGAACGUAUGGAAGGGACCAGGGAGGAUAUGUCACUGGCGAUAUCGCCGCCUCAGUGCGAGAAGGACGGCAGCUACAAACCUCUGCAAUGUUACAACGGUACCUGUUCCUGCGUGAACGAUCGUGGCGUUGUUCUGAAAAGCGGCGUGAAUCGCAGCACCGAUUGUAAAGAGAUAAACGAUCUUCUCAAGCUGUGCGGGUCUCUGUCCUGCGAUUUAACGUGUCCCUACGGCUACGAGGUGGAUGUGACCGGUUGCGAGCAGUGUCGCUGUCACGAUCCCUGCAAGGACGCUACGUGCGGUUCGCACGAGAUAUGCACGAUGGUCGACGUGAAUUGCGGGUCGGGGCAGAAUUGUCCAGCUGUUCCAGCUUGCCUGGCCAUGAAACCAGGCCAGUGCCCGUACUUGGUACCGAGUUCGUCCAGUUGCGAGCUGCAGUGCAGCAACGAUCAAGAAUGCUCCGCCACGGAGAAGUGCUGUUCGACGGGUUGCGGGACGCAAUGCGUGGCUCCAGUAAUGGCCACGGCUUGCCAGCACGCUCGCGCGGUGGCGGAACACGCGGCCAGGGAGUCCGGUGAGCCAGCCAGAAGGAUUUACAUACCCAGAUGCGACGCCAGCGGAGCGUUCGAGCCGGUUCAAUGUCACAACGGGAUGUGCUGGUGCGUGGACAAGGAGGGCAGAGAGGCGGCAGGUACCCGCGUCCUCGAGGGCGUGGUGCCAAAGUGUAACACGCCGCUCAGGUGUCCAGAGAUCGACUGCAAGCUCGACUGUCCCGACGGAUUCGAGCUGGAUCCCGACAGUGGUUGUCCAACGUGUUCCUGCCGAGAUCCGUGCAAGAGCGUGACGUGUCGAGGGGAGAACGAGGCUUGCAGAAUGGUCGAGGUGGCGUGUAGCGUGCCACCGUGCCCACCGGUACCGGUCUGUUUGCCCAAGAAGGACAAUCCUUGCCCGAACGGAUCACCUCUGUUGGAUCAAAAUGGUUCACCAGCGAUUUGCGGCCCGCAUGGUCAACACUGUCCAUCCACGCACAAGUGCGAACUCUCUCCCCUGGACGAAUACGCUGUAUGCUGUCCGAAACCUCGCGAGGUUUGCUUCGAACCACCGCGAAAAGUACCGUGCAAUCUAGGAAUGGGUUUGAACGAGACUGAAAGAUGGUACUUCGAUCCGGAGCGCAACGAAUGUAGGAGAAAGUCCGAGUGUACUUUGGGUUACAACGAUUUCUCCAGCCGUCUGGUGUGCGACACAGUCUGCCCUGUGUUGUCGCAGUGCGAGAGACUCAGGGAGAAGAACUUGAAGACAUCUCAGAGGCUGAAGCAACCGACGUUCUUACCGAGAUGCGACCCGGAGAACGGCAUGUGGGAAGCUGUACAGUGUCUGGAGCACGUUGGCGUUUGUUGGUGCGUGAACCGGAAGGGUCAGCCGGUGAAAGGUUCGCUUACCAGAGGCUCGGAGCCCAAGUGUAACUUCAGGCAAGCCAGACGGGGGGGCAGGGGGCCGGCGAUACAGGAAAUCGACCGUGAAAUUCAAGCGUUCAUGGAGAAUGCUCUGAUUAACUUGGAAACGGACGAGAAGCAGAUUGGGAAAGUGUUGGGCACACGGUGCCAGGCGAUGAAGGACAAGGGCCACGUUCCGGCCAUUUGCGAUCGUCAGGGCAGGUUCGAACCGACGCAGUGCGCUGGCGAUACAUGCUGGUGCGUCGACGAGGCCGGCAAUCAGCUCAUCGGCUCGGAACCGUUUCUGAAAGGAACGAAUAUUUGCUUGCCAACUCCAGUUGAAGCUGUCGAGGUAACUCUACGUUUCCCCGGUCGAUUCCUCAGCGACGACGAAGCCACGCUGGUCAGACAAACGGAAGAUCUUCUACACGACUUAGGCGCCAGGAUAAAGGACGACGUACGAGUGGAGAUCAAUCAAGAUUCAGCUAUACUCAGCUUCGAAGUGAUAGGGCCGAACAAAGUAGACGUGGCGUUCCACUUGGAAGAAUUAACCAGAAUACAAAAGCUGUCUAUGUUGGGAUCAUUCGCGGACGCAACUACCUCCCGUUUCACGCACAGAUCACCUCCGAUUGCUAUGCAAAGUAGAAUCGUGGCGUUGGAACAGCGAGAGAUCCUCACGGAAGUAGAAACACCCGUUUAUCAAACUGCCACUUUGGUCCUGGCCGCUGGAAGCGCUUUCAUAAUUAGCAGUUUGCUCAUCUUGCUGAUGCUCUAUCGUAAAAAGAUAAAGAUGAAAGAUCCAUCGAAAACUUUGGCGGCGGACCAGCAUUUUCUCGCGUAUCAGCAACCGGUGUAUGUGAUAUCGGGCGUGGAACAGGAAGAAAAGAAGAAGGAUAUGGCCGAAGCGCAAGAGAGCGCGUCUACGUCGGAUGUGGUCAUCGGUACAUAGAGAAAAAAAAAAAAAAAAAAAAGAAAAAAGAUCGAAAGAUCGUCGAGUAGAUCGCCCUUAUCUCGUGCGCGAAUAUAGUCACGAUCGAAGCCACGUAAUCCCCUUCGUAUUUCAAUGAGAUAUUUAUUCUUGAAUAUGAGAUACCUCGCGACUGCCAGAAUCGAUGGUCGACCGAAUGGAUUGUAAACAGUGCUUCCUAUUUCUGUGGAUAUCUCCCGUGAUAUCGAUUCCACAAUAUAAGGAUGUAAUGUCUAUGUAAUGGCUAUGGGCAAUGCAAUUUGUUAUAAAGAAAAGGAAGAAACAAAUUCGGUCAGUCGUCGAGAAAUAGUAGUUCUUAUUUAGAACGAUCUGAUAUUCUCGCGGGUCUCUCUGUUUCGUUUCGUACGUAUCGGAUUCACCAGCGCAGGGAUGUCCCGGCCCGGAGAACGAAAACGGGAGGAUAUCGUUGCGUUAAAUGUAUAUCAUGGGUGUAAAUAUUAGACUCAUACUGUGUUCGUUUAUUUAUAUAGCUCAAUAAAGAUCGGAAAUUCCUUUA
Messenger RNA from Frieseomelitta varia, 5085 nucleotides. RefSeq lists its product as uncharacterized. The record is from RefSeq and is a predicted model, not a curated record. NCBI's taxonomy places the organism in Eukaryota, Metazoa, Arthropoda, Insecta, Hymenoptera, Apidae. The coding region runs from base 555 to 4550 and encodes 1331 amino acids. Gene Ontology annotation, cellular component: basement membrane; extracellular region. Gene Ontology annotation, molecular function: serine-type endopeptidase inhibitor activity. The transcript is spliced from 9 exons. Gene Ontology annotation, biological process: cell-matrix adhesion.